Necator americanus (New World hookworm) is the source of this 1332-nucleotide messenger RNA. RefSeq lists its product as uncharacterized. The transcript has 12 exons. Lineage: Eukaryota; Metazoa; Nematoda; Chromadorea; Rhabditida; Ancylostomatidae. The record is from RefSeq and is a predicted model, not a curated record. Bases 1 to 1332 code for a protein of 443 amino acids.
AUGCGGUUGAGCUCACGGUUGCGAGCUGCUCGGGCCGCAGGAAUGAGUGGAGUUGUAGUAGGGUCAAAACGACACGAAGCACUUAUGCAUCUCUCGAAGCACGUGGAGCAUAGCGGUGACGAUCGCAACAUUUGCGACGAUUCUGAACGUGCUUUGGCCGGUCUUCGAAAAGACGAGCUUAGUCGCUUUGACCCGUCACCUGCGAAACCAGAUCAUCACACCACUAUGGACAGCGAAAAUGCCCUUCGAACCGCAUUAUCAGGUGUUCUUUGUCCAGAACACGACACACAUUUCCAUAUUCGAAGAUGGUUGAAUGGCUACGAUGGAGAUGUUGCAAAAGCUGCAGAGAAGUACAAGGAGUAUUCGCGAAUCAGAAAGUCUCUGGGAUACGAUGAUUUUAUAAAUGUGAAGAAGCUGUAUGACGACAAGACAAAUUGUGCUAGAUACGUCAGACAGUCUAGACUAACUUCUAAGUGGAUCAAUGAGAAGGAUAACGGAAUCGUCUUUGUAGAAAUGAGCAUUGAAGAUCCUAAGAAGUUCAUGAAAGUCGUCAGAGUUGGCGAAUAUCUACGUUCCUUCUUUGGUUACUGUGAAUAUUUUCAAAAUUUGGUGUUGGAGCGAGAAAAAGCAACAGGACGUCAGUCUCAUGGAAUUUGCAUCUUCGAUAUGAAAGGGAUAGCCGUCACACCGUACAUGUCCCCAACGAGUCCUAUUAAUUGCCUCAUGCUAGCUCGGGUUAACAUUUGGCUGGACUAUUACGCAGAAUUAUUGAAACAUGUAAUUAUUGUGAAUCCUCCAACAUUUCUGGCUUUGGCUUGGAAGGUGAUUUCUUUUCUUUUACCAGCGAAAGUCCACAACAGAUUCCAUUUUGCCUCAAAAUAUCCAGAUCAGUUAGCGCCAUACCUCAGUAUGAAUGCCAUUCCACCAGCCUUCUCAGGAUCAUGUGACAUUUCAAGCGAGCUGGAUAAUGGUUGCUUCAAAUCGGCAAAGAUAACCGACGACGACUAUGUGGAGGAUGGUUCUCUGUGGAAGGCUCACGGGGUUGAACCUCUGCCCGAAUCCCGUACUGUGAAAGCGGGCGAAGAGGUGAUCGUAGAGUUCAGCACAGGAGGAAAAGGGAAAAUGAUCUAUCAGUACACAGUUAAUGCCGAAGUUCAGAUAUGGUUCCAGCAAGACGAGAUGGAUUUGACUCCGAGGUUUAAGAUGAUGACGCCAAAAUUAUCGGAAGAAGAGAUCGUUGACCUUAAAUGUGAUUCGCAAGUGAUUCUCCGAGUUUGUAAUCGUAGCAAAAUGUUUUCGGCUAAAGUGAAUUUUGCUGUAGCAUUUUUAUGA